AUGGCUCGCCGGCUCGUCCGAACGGGCGUACAACUUGGUUUGCUCACCAUCUUCGCCAUCUGCCUGAUAGUCUUUCUCGAUAAUCGAUUUCGAGUCCUCCCCGCCUCCAUCCAUGGCCACCUCCCGACACACUUUUCCGGCUACGCGAUCACCGACGUGACCGUCACCACCUGUUCAACCCUCAACCCCUUCUCGAACUGCAGACUCGACCCCGAAGUCUGGUACCGCAUCGAGAAGGACCUCUACCUCCGCACGGGCUGGACCUCGAGCGCUUACAUUCACUUUCAGCGGAAAAAAGAGGAGGAAUUGUCUUCUUCGGACAAAGUCGUCGUCGAUUUGAAAAUCAGCCGUCUCACCCCGCAAUCCGAAGGCAAUAGCAAAAGCGAGAUUGUUAACUGGGAGCAGCGGCCCGGGGGCAUUUGGCUCAAACGCACCGCCGCCCGCCAUGCUAGCGACUCACAAAACACCGUCACCUACGUCGAUGUCCUGUUUGGCGCGGACGCCGUCGAUCCGCGCCCUAACUGGGAAGUGAAAGACACCCCUCUGCUGCUGGACAGUAGGACGGAGGAGCUGGAGACUCGCCUCAGCAUCCGUCGAGGCAACCCGGUCAAGCCGAAAAUGCCUACUCCGCGGAUCAAUGAAAACGGCAAGUUCAAGGUGAUGCAGCUGGCCGAUAUGCAUCUGAGCACGGGCCUGGGGGCCUGUCGGGACCCUGUCCCUGCCGAGUCCGUGGCAGGCCAGGGAUGUGAAGCCGACCCGCGCACGCUGGAGUUUGUCGAAAGGCUUCUCGAUGAGGAGAAGCCGGAUAUGGUCAUCUUGACAGGUGACCAGGUCAACGGAGAGACAGCUCCUGAUGCCCAGAGCGCCCUGUUCAAGUCGGUGAAGCUUCUAGUCGACCGCAAGAUCCCCUACGCGGCCAUUUUCGGCAACCACGACGACGAAGGCGAUCUCAACCGCGAACAUCUCAUGGCUAUCUACGAAGAACUUCCCUACUCCAUGUCGGCCGCCGGGCCCGAAGACAUCGACGGCGUCGGAAACUAUUUCGUUGAAGUCCUCGACCGGGGCAAGAGCACGCACUCGGCCCUGACCUUCUACCUCCUCGACACUCACUCCUACUCUCCCGACGAGCGCCAGUUCCGAGGCUAUGACUGGAUCAAGCCGAGUCAGACCCGCUGGUUCAAGAACACGGCCCAGAGCCUGAAACGGAAACACAAGGAAUAUUCGCACAUCCACAUGAACAUGGCAUUCAUCCAUAUCCCGCUACCUGAGUACCGCAACUCCGACCUUUUCUACAAGGGUUCAUGGGUGGAGGCACCCACAGCCCCUGGAUUCAACUCGGGCUUCAAAGAAGCGCUCGAGGAAGAGGGGGUGUUGUUUGUGAGCUGUGGACACGACCACGUGAACGACUACUGCAUGCUCGACCAUGAUGAGGCCAACAAACCCUCCCUCUGGAUGUGCUACGGUGGCGGAGUCGGCCUGGGCGGUUACGGCGGCUAUAACGACUACGUGCGCCGCGUGCGCUUCUUCGACUUCGACAUGGGUCCCGGCCGAGUGACGACCUACAAACGCCUCGAAUGGGGCCAAACUGAAGCCAAAAUCGAUGAAAUGAUGAUCGUCGACGCUGGCGCCGUCAAGGGUCCGGGCGAUAGUGACACUGGCUCUGGAUGA
Molecule: messenger RNA, 1668 nt
Organism: Penicillium lagena
Lineage: Eukaryota; Fungi; Ascomycota; Eurotiomycetes; Eurotiales; Aspergillaceae
Product: metallophosphoesterase family protein
Exons: 3
Coding region: 1-1668 (555 amino acids)
Cellular component (GO): cytoplasm
Molecular function (GO): phosphoprotein phosphatase activity
Source: RefSeq, a predicted model, not a curated record